Messenger RNA from Penicillium angulare, 1608 nucleotides. RefSeq lists its product as uncharacterized. The transcript has 2 exons. The record is from RefSeq and is a predicted model, not a curated record. Gene Ontology annotation, biological process: transmembrane transport. Gene Ontology annotation, molecular function: transmembrane transporter activity. Bases 1 to 1608 code for a protein of 535 amino acids. NCBI's taxonomy places the organism in Eukaryota, Fungi, Ascomycota, Eurotiomycetes, Eurotiales, Aspergillaceae.
AUGUCUGAUCCCAAGCCCGUGGUGGAAAGCCCUCCAGAAAGGCACUCUGAGAAUGGUUCUCAAUCUAGCGAACCAUUCUCUGACAGCCUCGUUCCUGCAGUAGAAAAAUCCGAAAACGGUGGAAUUGCAGCUGACGGUCCUCGUGAACUAAAAGAAAACGAGUGUUACGAUAAGCUGGCCUACUCAUGGCCACGUUGGAAGAAAUGGACCUACCUCAUGGCUGUCGCCUGCGUGCAGGUGUCCAUGAAUUUCAACACCUCGGUUUUCCCCAAUGCAGUCAUUCCCUUAUCCGAAGCGUUCGACAUUAGCCAACAACAUGCUCGUACUGGCCAGAUGGCCUAUCUCGUGACCUAUUCUAUUGGAUGCGAGCUUUGGGCACCCUGGAGUGAGGAGUUCGGUCGCUGGCCUAUUCUCCAGCUCUCCAUGUUUCUCAUCAACAUUUGGCAAUUUCCUGCAGCCUGGGCUCCUAACUGGGGUACCAUAGUUGUUGCGCGUGCCUUGGGUGGAAUCUCCACUGCUGGCGGUAGUGUUACCCUUGGUUUGAUUGCCGACGUCUACGAACCCGAUGAGCAACAAUUUCCCUUGGCAUUCAUCGUUUUCUCUUCUUGCAUUGGUACCAGUAUUGGUGGUGUUAUCGGUGGUCCAAUUCAACGAUUCCUUAGCUGGCAAUGGUUCUUCUGGAUCCAGCUUAUCUUCGGAGCCGCAACACAGGCUAUCAUCUUCUUCAUGCCCGAGUCCCGUUCAACAAUUCUUAUCGACCGUGAGGCUAAGCGCCGCCGAAAGACCGGAGAAGACCCCAACGUUUACGGACCCAAUGAGCUCAAGAAGCCUCGCGUUUCUCUCAAGGAGGCUGGCAAGAUUUGGAUGCGUCCCUUCCACAUGCUGCUCCGCGAGCCUAUUGUUUUCUGCCUUUCUCUUCUAUCUGGUUUCUCUGAUGCUCUGAUCUUCACCUUCCUGGAGAGUUUCACAACUGUCUACGAGCAAGGUUGGGGUUUCGGCACUCUUGCGGUUGCAUGGGCCAUCAUCCCCAUUAACCUUGCCUACCUCCUUACGUACAUCUCCUACUUCCCCUGGUUCUGGAGAGACAAUUUCAUCCGCAAGAAGCAUGGAAGCGAUGCUUUGUCACCCGAGCGCCGCCUUAAAUGGCUUCUGUGGCUGGCUCCAUUCGAGCCUAUCGGUUUGUUCGGUUUCGCCUGGACAUCUUUCGGAAAAAAGCGUAACAUUCCAUGGAUCGCAUCUAUGAUUUUCUCGACAAUGGUCGGUAUCGCCAACUAUGCGAUUUACCUCUCAUCGGUCGACUACAUGAUCGCCUCUUAUGGUGUAUACUCUGCUUCUGCGUGUGGUGGUAACGCAUUUGCUCGUGAUCUGCUUGCCGGUAUCUCUGCAAUGUACGCGACACCAAUGUACAGCAACAUUGGAGAUAAAUGGCAUGUCCAGUAUGCCAGUACUAUCUUAGGUUGUCUUUCCUGCUUGGUUGUGGCUCCUAUCUAUGUCUUCUACUGGUAUGGACCUCAGAUCCGUGACAGGAGCAAGUUCGCCAAGUCUCUUGCUGCCGAUCGUAAGGAGAAUGGUGGUCGACGUGUUAGCAAGCCCUCAUUUGAGCCUUGA